GUUCAAUUACUUUUACACUCUCUUUUUAUAACUAUUCAUAGAUCUAUCUUUCGCGGUAACGUGAUAACUUAUAUUAUAAUAAUGUUGAUACCUUUACGUUCUAUAUGCAGGGCUCAAUUUGCUCGGACUUCUCGAGGUUUUGCGACUGUAUCACCUGUGGUUGGUCACAACCGGAAUCAUAAGAUUGUUGUAGUGGGUGGUGGCUCCGCUGGGCUUUCUAUCAGUCAUCAGCUCCUUAGACAAGCAAAUCUCCAUCAAGACGAUAUUGCCAUCAUUGACCCAGCCACCUGGCAUCACUAUCAACCCGGAUGGACUCUUGUCGGAGGUGGUCUUAAGACAAAAGAGAGUCUCCGAAAACCUUUAAAGGAUUUGAUUGAUUCUAAACUUAAGUUUUACAAUACCGGCGUGGAGGGCUUUUCCCCAGAUGAAAACUUCAUUACGCUGAAGAACGGGGAUAUUGUCAAUUAUGACCAACUCGUUGUUGCUCCAGGCAUUACAGUUGAUGUUGGAAGUGUGAAAGGUUUAUUCGAAGCACUUGGAAACCCCGACUCUCUUGUGUCCUCUAUAUACAAUUACGACACUUGCGAUAAGGUCUUUGGUACCAUACAGAAACUACAAAAGGGAAAGGCCAUUUUCACUCAACCAGCCGGUGUAAUAAAAUGUGCUGGUGCUCCGCAGAAAAUUAUGUGGCUAGCAUUGGACUAUUGGAAACGUGCUGGCCUAUAUGAUGUUAAGAAUCCUUCAAAUUCCGCGAUAAACGUUUCUUUUGCCACCGGUCUCCCAACAAUGUUUGGAGUUCCUAAAUAUAGUGCCACGCUUGAGGAAUUGAGAAAAGAAAGGUUCGUGGAAGGGCUGUUUCAGCAUGACCUUACCGCCAUAGAUGGUAACAGGGCGAUUUUUACUCAACCAGAUGGCAAAGGACAGGUUACGAGAGAGUUUGAUCUUUUGCAUGUGGUACCAAAGAAUAAACCACAUGAUUUCGUCAAGAAUAGUGUACUCGCAAAUGAUGCUGGCUAUGUCAACGUCGACGAAGGAACUACACGUCAUAUCAAAUAUCAUAACGUCUGGUCUGCUGGAGACGCUUCGAGUUUGCCAACUUCUAAAACAGUUGCAGCGAUCACUGCAGAGGCACCAGUUUUGGUUCGAAACUUACUAUUGGCUAUUGAUGGUCGUGAACCGGAGCAAAUUUACGAUGGUUAUACAUCGUGUCCUCUCUUGACUGAAUAUGGAAAGGUACUUCUUGCAGAAUUCAAGUACGGCGGAGUACCAAAGGAGACAUUCAACAAAUGGUUCGGCAUUGAUCAAGCUAUUCCGCGAACAGAAUUUUAUUAUUUGAAGAAGAAUUUCUUUCCAUGGGUGUACGGGAAGUACAUGGUGAAGGGUACUUGGGGUGGGCCAAAGGGUUGGAUCAAAUGAUCACAGUACCUUUCAGAUCAACCAAAUCAUAUCAAUAAUAACAAUUUCUUUAUGAGAAAAUAAUCUCUUGAUUAGCGAUGUUCUACGAAUCCUUUGAGAGUGUAGUGUCAAUAAGUUCUUCAAACCUAAUUCGAGGUAAUAAUUACUCAGGGCCACUUGUGGGUAGAUGAAUUAAUGGAACACUUGACCUUUUAAAUUCUCAAUAAAUUCAUUCUGCAAUUAUUUGAUAUUAGAUUUAAUCAAUCUACUAUCAAAUCUUUAAUAAACUGCUGUAAGAAUUCUCA
Molecule: messenger RNA, 1700 nt
Organism: Botrytis cinerea B05.10
Lineage: Eukaryota; Fungi; Ascomycota; Leotiomycetes; Helotiales; Sclerotiniaceae
Exons: 1
Coding region: 82-1416 (444 amino acids)
Cellular component (GO): mitochondrion
Molecular function (GO): sulfide:quinone oxidoreductase activity; FAD binding
Source: RefSeq, a predicted model, not a curated record